This is a messenger RNA of Geosmithia morbida, 6792 nucleotides long. Its product is annotated as Acyl transferase domain in polyketide synthase (PKS) enzyme. Lineage: Eukaryota; Fungi; Ascomycota; Sordariomycetes; Hypocreales; Bionectriaceae. The transcript is spliced from 4 exons. The record is from RefSeq and is a predicted model, not a curated record. Gene Ontology annotation, biological process: secondary metabolite biosynthetic process; fatty acid biosynthetic process. Gene Ontology annotation, molecular function: fatty acid synthase activity; phosphopantetheine binding; 3-oxoacyl-[acyl-carrier-protein] synthase activity. Bases 1 to 6792 code for a protein of 2263 amino acids.
AUGUCCACCCCCGAGCCCAUUGCCAUCGUUGGCAUGUCAUGUCGCCUGCCCGGCGAUGUGUCUUCCCUCGAUGACCUCUGGACUCUCAUCUCUCGCUCCCGUGAUGGCUGGACCCCCAUCCCCAAGGAACGGUUUUCCGCAGAGGCCUAUUACCAUCCCAACCCGCAAAAGGCGGGAUGCUUCAACAGCAAGGGCGGCUACUUCCUCAAGCACGAUCUCUCCAGGUUCGACGCGCCCUUUUUCCAGAUCAGCAAGGCAGAGGCCACGGGAAUGGAUCCUCAGCAGAGGCAACUUCUUGAGUGUAGCUAUGAAGCCCUUGAGAACGCCGGGGUCACCAAGGAGGCUGCCGCUGGCCGGAACAUGGGCGUCUUUGUUGGCGCAACGUCGUCCGAUUACCGCAUAGGCUCCCUCAGGGACCCCAACCAGACACACAUGUUUGAUUCCACGGGGAACCAUCAGUCUCUCCAGGCCGCUCGUCUCUCUUACUACUUUGAUCUUCAUGGCCCCUGCUUCUCCAUCGACACGGCAUGCUCUUCCAGUCUCCAUGCGCUCCACUCGGCCGUCCAGAGCAUCCGUUCUGGAGAAUCGGAUUCUGCCCUCGUCGCCGGUUGUAACCUGCAUCUCAGCCCGGACGAGAUCGUGUCCAUGUCCAUGCUAGGCAUUUUCAAUGAUGAGGGAAAGACCUAUUCCUUUGAUCAUCGUGCCACCGGUGGCUUCGCACCAGGCGAGGGAACGGGAUGCCUUGUCCUCAAACCUCUAGACCAGGCGCUCAAGGACAAUGAUAAGAUCAGGUCCGUCAUUAUCAACACUGGCACAAACCAAGAUGGGAAGACCAACGGAAUCACAUUGCCGAGCGGCGAGGCCCAGGAGCGUCUCAUACGUGAUGUUUACGCCCGUGCAGAUAUCUCGCCCAAAGACACGGGCUUCGUCGAAGCUCACGGAACGGGAACCAAGGUUGGUGACCCUAUCGAGGCCGGCGCUAUCUACCGCGUCUUUGGCGAAGGUCGAACCAAGCGGUCUCCCCUGUACGUGGGGUCGGUCAAGACCAAUGUCGGCCACCUCGAAAACGCGAGUGGCGUCAUCUCCAUCAUCAAAGCGACGCUGAUGCUCGAAAGGGGGUUUAUCCUCCCCAACGUCAAUUUCCAAAAGGCCAACGAGGCUAUCCCGUUAGACCGGUGGAACAUGAAGGUUCCCGUCAACAUUCGCCCCUGGCCAAAGGACAAGAAGUACAUCAGUGUCAACAACUUUGGUUUCGGUGGCAGCAACGCCCAUGCCAUCCUUACCCGCCAUCCCUUCUCCCUCGAUGACUCGCCUCCGGGGAAGUAUGCUUUCAGCUGCGGCCUCUUCGCCCUCAGCGCAAAUGAUGAGGCUACGGCCAAGAGGAUGGCCGUCAACCUGGGGGUCUACAUUGAACAGCACCCCGAGGUCUUCCAGAAGAGGCUUUUGCGCCACAUGGCUUACACUCUCGGUGAGAGAAGGUCUCAGAUGCCGUGGCGUAUCGCUGUUCCAGCCUCGUCGUGUAGCGAGCUUGCCAAGGUGCUCAACUCCCCGAUGGCAAUUCCCAAGCGCGUCGGUACCACGCCCAAGCUCGCCUUUGUCUACACCGGCCAGGGCGCCCAGUGGGCCCAGAUGGGCCGUGAGCUCAUGGACAGCCACCCCGUCUUUGCUGGCACCGUCAAGGCCGCCUCCGACUCCCUCCUUCAGCUCGGCGCCAGCUUCGACCUUGUUCAGGAGCUGCACAGGCAUGAAGACGAGUCUCUCGUUGGCCAGGCCCACAUCUCGCAGCCUGCCUGCACCGCCAUCCAGCUCGGCCUGACAGCACUCCUGUCUUCUUGGGGCAUCAAGCCAUCCGUGACUGUCGGCCACUCUAGCGGAGAGAUUGGCGCCGCCUUUGCCGCAGGGGCCGUCAGCAUCCAAGACGCCAUGGCUGUGGCGUACCACCGCGGCCAGGUCGCCUACACCUUGAAGGAGAGGUACCCCGGACUGCACGGUAGCAUGCUUGCCGUCGGUGCCGGCCCUUCCGAGGUGAGGAAGGCGAUCAAGCAGCUCGGUGUACCGGGCCUCACGGUUGCUUGUGAGAACUCCCCCGCCUCAGUCACUGUUUCCGGCGACGAGUCAUCGAUAGAUGCCCUUGCUGCUGAGCUUGAGACCGAGAGUAUCUUUAAUCGCAAGCUGCGUGUCGAUGUUGCCUAUCACUCAGCCCACAUGAAACUUAUUGCCGAGGAAUACCUCAGUGCCAUCGAGAACGUGGGUGCUGGUGUUAAUGACGAGGACGUCACCUUCUACUCAUCUCUUAAGGGGGGCCUGAGCACCACAUCGGCCCUGAGCCCCAAGUACUGGGUUGAAAACCUGACCAGCCCCGUCCUCUUCUCCACGGCGAUGCGCCAGCUCUAUGAGGAGACGGAGCCCAACAUCAUUGUCGAGAUUGGGCCACACUCGGCACUGGAGGGCCCCAUCAAACAGAUCCUCAAGGAUGUCGGCCCCGAGGCUGCCUCGGAUGUUACGUACAUGGCCUCCCUUGUCCGCGGACAGGACGGCACGUCGUCCUUGCUCAAGCUUGCCGGCAAUCUCUGGUCCCAAGGCCAGGCCAUCGAUUUUUCCGAGAUAAACCAGAGCAAGUCCGGAUCAAAGCCCCAGCUGAUCACCGACUUCCCGUCGUAUCCCUGGGCCGACCACAAGUUCUGGUUCGAGCCACGCCUGAGCAAGCAGCACCGCCUGAAGCCUUUUGGUCGCCACGAUCUCCUGGGGAUCCUCGAAGAUGCCUAUAGUGAUGCGGAGCCCACAUGGCGCAACGUACUGUCGGUUGACAGUGUCCCUUGGCUCAAGAGCCACAAGAUGCAGUGGCUCACCACGUUCCCGAUGGCCGGUUAUCUUUGUAUGGCUGUCGAGGCGGCAUCUCAGAAAGCUCGUCUGCGCGGCGUCGCGCCUGAAAAUAUUGCCGGCUUCCGUCUCCGCGAAGUCCACGCCUCCAAGGCCCUGCUCCUGGACGAUGGCAUCGAGUACGAGACAUGCCUAUCUCUUCGUGCCUACGCUGAGGGUACCCGAUCGUACUCCAACGAAUGGGACGAGUUCCGUAUCUCGUCCUGGCAGUCUGGAAGAGGCUGGCUUGAGAACUGCCGCGGUCUUGUAUCCGUCAAGAAGCCGUCUGCUGGAAACCCGGUCAGCGACUCCUUGUACCAGACGGCAAAGCUGCACCGCGAAAACUCCACCAUCUACGGUGGCCAGGAUCUCUCGCUCGAGGAGUUCUAUGCCGAACUCUACGCUUGUGGAGCUGCUUACCAGGCGCCCUUCAGGGCCCAGGAAGAUGCCAAGAUAAACCUCCGCAGCAACUACUCCACCAGCAGCGUCGCUGUGCCGGAAACCAGGUCCUUCAUGGAUUCCAACCACGAAGUUCCCUCCAUCCUCCCCACCGCCCUCGCUGACCUCCUCUUCCAGCUGCCUUACGCCAUCCUAGGAGCUGGUCGUGGCCUCAUGCCCACGCUCUUUAUGCCUUCUGUCAUCAGGGAGAUCGACAUCAAUGGCCCGGUCCCCAACCAGCCAGGUGAGAAGGUCAAUGUUGUGGCCUACGGCGUUCCUGACUACUCCAGCACUCAGCCCGUCGACUUCGACAUAUCUGCCUGGGGCGAGGCUUCUGACAAGCCUAUCGCGUCCCUCAGCGGGAUGAAGAUGACUCCCAUAAACGACGGCAAUGGUGCAGACGAAGCGGGCCCUCGCUCCAUCUGCUACAAGGUCCAAUGGCAGCCCCUCGAGGGAUUGCCCAAGUCUGGUCCUGCGGAUGAUAAGGCACAUUCCGUCGGUGAAACCAAUAGAGCCGGUGUCGAUGCCCGCAAGGAGUAUGCCGAGGGGAAUGGCAAUGGCAAUGGAGCUGCCGGUAACGGAAACGCUGAUAAUGGGAACGGAGCUGGGACCGACGGCCACAACCAUGGCGUCAAGGACAUCAGUAACCCCACUGUUAUCCUGACUGACAGGGACGUAAACGAUCCGCUGAUCGUGGCGCUCUCCGUCAUCAUUGAUCUCCGCACGGGCUGCAGCCCCCGCCUGUCGUCUAUGGCCGAUGCCCAGGUGUCGCCUGAGGAUAGCUACAUCUGCCUUGCCGAGCUGGACAACCCGGUUCUGCACUCCAUGAACGCUGAGACCUUUGGCAAGGUCAAGGAUCUCUUGCUCAACGGCCGCUCUAUGCUGUGGGUGACCUCGGGCGCUUACCGCUUCGCAGAAGAGCCCGAGAACAACCUCGCCCAGGGUCUCGCGAGGACGGUCAGGUCCGAGGCGCGCAAGGCUGUGGCAACGCUCGACCUGGAGGUCUCGUCCAAGCUCCUGCCUGUCGACCAGGCCGAGGUCAUCUACACGGCCUUCAAGACGUCUCUUAUCCAGCCGGACGACGGUUCCGAGCCCGAGGCCGAGUUUGCCGAGGAAGAUGGUCAGCUUGUCGUUCCCCGUGUUGUCGAGCAGGAUGACAUGAACCUCGCCAUCUGCCGCGCGACGCUCCCCUCUGCGCCUUACGAGCAGACCUUUGAGCAGGUUGGUCGUCGCCUCAAGCUAUCCGUUGGCACCUAUGGGGCGCUCGACACCAUCUAUUGGAAGGACGAGCCGGAGGCUGAGCUCGGUGCUGGUGAGAUUGAGAUCAAGGUGGCCGCCACGGGCAUGAACUUCAAGGACGUCGUCAUCGCCAUGGGCCAGGUUACCAGCCCGUACGUCGGCAUCGAGUGCAGCGGCACCGUCUCUCGCGUCGGCUCCGCCGUCAGCUCCCUCGGCGUUGGCGACCGCGUCUGUGCCAUGUCGCUGGGUGCAUACAGCACAUUCGCCCGGUGCCCGGCCGCGAGUGCGUCCAGGAUCCCCGAUGACAUGCCGUUUGCCGUCGCCGCCUCUGUCCCUGUCGUCUUCUCCACGGCGUACUAUGGCCUCCUGGAUCUCGCCCGCAUGGAGCCGGGAGAGAAGGUGCUCAUCCACGCUGCAUCUGGUGGUGUCGGUCAGGCCGCGAUCCAGUUGUCCAAGAUGAUCGGCGCCGAGAUCUACGCCACGGUCGGCAGCGUGGAGAAGAAACAGCUGAUCAUGGACACGUACGGUAUCGCCGAGGAGCGUAUCUUCUACAGCCGCGACAGCGACUUUGGUCCCGCACUUAGGGAGGCGACCGGCGGCAAGGGUGUCGACGUCAUCAUAAACUCGCUUGCUGGUGACCUCCUGCGCGAGUCCUGGGAGUGCCUUGCCCCCUUUGGCCGCUUCAUCGAGAUUGGAAAGAGAGACAUCAGCUCCAACACCAGGCUCGAGAUGGGCAGGUUUGAGUACAACUGCACUUUCAGCUCCGUGGACCUGACCCUAGUUGCUGCCGAACGACCCAAGAUUAUGGGCAGGAUCCUCAGUUCGGUUCUUGAUCUCCUGGCCAAGGGUACUAUCAGGCCCGUCGGUCCCAUCAGCACCAUUGGUAUCUCAGAGGUCGAGAAUGCGCUCCGCCGUCUGCAGAGCGGUAAGACGACUGGAAAGAUCAUUGUUGAUCAUCUUCUCCCUGAUCAAAUGGUCAAGGUAAGAGACAAUAACCCUCCCCACAUUGUCAUUUCAUCUGUUCUCUGUGAUGAUGAUUUUGCUUACAUUGAUACUUUUUUUUUUCCUGUUCUGUCUCUCUUUCACCAGAUGACGCACGGAGCCAACUCCUCUACCCCCGUCAACCGCAACUCUACCUACCUCAUCAUCGGAGGUACCGGAGGAAUCGGUCGGUCCAUGACGAUGAGACUGGUCGGCCGGGGAGCAGGCCACGUUGUCCUGCUGUCCCGAAGCGGCCAGGUCACCGGCGACCUGAAGCAGCUUACCGAGGAGUGCAGCGCCCUCGGUGGCACCGUUCACGUCAAGAAGUGUGAUGCCGUUGACGAGGGCCAGGUGAACGCCCUCGUGUCCGAGCUGAAGACGACGCUGCCUCCUAUCAAGGGAAUCAUCCACGCCGCCAUGGUGCUCAGGGACGUUCUCUUUGAGCGCAUGGAGUUUGACGACUACGAAGCCGUCGUGCGGUCCAAGGUGUACGGUGCGUGGAACUUUCACCAAGCCCUCGGGGACGGCCUCGACUUCUUCGUCGUGCUCUCGUCGGUCGCCGGUAUAGUGGGCAACCGCGGACAGGCCGCCUACGCCGCCGCCAACACCUUUCUGGAUGCGCUCACGCUGCACCGCCGUCGCAAGGGUCUGGCCUCGUCAUCGCUAGACCUCGCGGCCGUCGAGGGUAUCGGCUACCUGGAACAGGACAAGGAGAAGCAGGCGCAGGUUCUCAAGAACCUAUCCGGCGGCACGCUGGGCGAGCCGGAGCUCCUGGCCCUGCUCGAGACCGCCAUCGACGGCCGCCUCGAUGCCUUCUGCGGCGGACAGUGCAUCACGGGCCUGGACCUGUCCAACCCAGCGUCGUUCCCCUUUUACGCGUCGGAUAGCAAGUUCUCCAUCCUAAGGGAAAAGACGCUCGCCAACUCGGGCCUAGACAACGGGCCGGGCAAAGGUGCCGUCCUGCCCACGUCGGAGCGGCUGGUCGCGGCAGACAGCACCGAGGCCGCGGUCGAGGUGGCCAUUGAGAGUCUUGUCGAGAAGCUGGCGGGCAUCGUGAUGUUGCCGGUCGAGGUGCUUGCCGCCCAGCAGAACGUGACCAUGACCAACCUGGGACUCGACUCUCUCACGGCCAUUGAGCUGCGUAACUGGAUUGACAAGGAGUUCCAAGCGCACCUACAGGUUCUCGAGCUCCUCAGCUGCGGAUCUCUCCCCGAUCUGACGUCUCUGAUUCUGCGCAAGACAAAACUCAUGGGUGUUUGGACCGAGGCCAAGUAG